AUGCCAGACGUUGCGCCAAAGCGGGAGAUCAAACAAACCGACCCGAAGCCGUCGCUGCCACCGGGCAUGGUCCUUGGUCCUGACGGCAAGCCAUGCAAAAUCUGUACGGCUUUCCGUUCUUGGAAGCCGACCGCGCAGAAUGACAAUGCGCAAGCCGACAAAUCGAGUGGAAAGAAGAAUACAGCAGCGAUGAUGGCGGCCUUUGCGUCUGGCAAGGGCUUCGCCUCGACGCCUGACCCCGACGUUCGCCCGGAGCAUUGCCCGCCUGAUGUCGAACAACUAGGCCGUGCGACGUGGACAUUCCUGCACACGACGGCCGCGUACUAUCCAGAGAAGCCGACACCUAACCAGCGCGCGAAUAUGCUCACUCUCUUGCGCUCACUGCCGGUCCUGUACCCGUGCUCACACUGCGCCUCGCAUUUGGACUCGAAUAUCCGGGACCACCCACCGAACGUGAGUGGGAGGGUUGCGCUGAGCAGGUGGCUCUGCGAGAGACAUAACGACGUCAAUGAGCGGUUGGGAAAGCCAAAGUUUGAUUGUUCGAUCGAGAAGACGGACGAGCGCUGGAAGGAUGGUCCAAGUGAUGGCAGUUGUGACUAG
Postia placenta MAD-698-R-SB12 is the source of this 600-nucleotide messenger RNA. RefSeq lists its product as hypothetical. Gene Ontology annotation, molecular function: flavin adenine dinucleotide binding; flavin-dependent sulfhydryl oxidase activity. NCBI's taxonomy places the organism in Eukaryota, Fungi, Basidiomycota, Agaricomycetes, Polyporales, Adustoporiaceae. The record is from RefSeq and is a predicted model, not a curated record. Gene Ontology annotation, cellular component: mitochondrion. Bases 1 to 600 code for a protein of 199 amino acids. The transcript has a single exon.